UUACAGGGAAUUUAGGGCCCUCGCCCUUGAAGUAGACCUUGACGAGUAGCUCAAAGUGGCCGACCACGUCCACCGGACUCGUCUGUGUGUAGCCGCACAUGCAGAGCUUGCCGUCUAUGGUGGCACAGAGGACGAUGUGCUUCUCGACGCGGGCACAAAGUGGAAUACAUAUAUGCGGACAUCCUGGUAGAUGGACUUCUUGGAGACGAGCGUGUACUGAACCGGCCUGCGCUCAGCCUCACGGAUGGCGGCGAAGUGAGAGAGGUCGGGCGCGCCGUGGAUGGAGGCGUCACAGACGACGCCAGAGGGGCAGCAAGUUCCAUUCAUGUGUUUUUCACCCUAACUAUCCUAAGGUGCUCAUAAUUGGUUGCUACCAGUCUCUAGAAUUUUGGGACAUGGAGAAGAACAAGACCAUGACUCGUACUGCUCAUGAAGGUCUGAUUGCAGCUUUGGCAGCUUCAAAUGUGACCAGAGUAAUUGCAUCAGCCAGUCACGAUAAAUUUGUAAAGCUCUGGAAGUAGCCAAACGGUACGAUGAUGCAAUCACUCGA
This is a messenger RNA of Zingiber officinale, 550 nucleotides long. Its product is annotated as transcriptional corepressor LEUNIG-like. The record is from RefSeq and is a predicted model, not a curated record. NCBI's taxonomy places the organism in Eukaryota, Viridiplantae, Streptophyta, Magnoliopsida, Zingiberales, Zingiberaceae. The transcript is spliced from 2 exons. The coding region runs from base 99 to 521 and encodes 140 amino acids. Gene Ontology annotation, molecular function: protein binding; transcription corepressor activity.